Messenger RNA from Iphiclides podalirius (scarce swallowtail), 399 nucleotides. Lineage: Eukaryota; Metazoa; Arthropoda; Insecta; Lepidoptera; Papilionidae. The record is from the annotation of a GenBank genome assembly.
AUGCUUUGUGCAAGUACAUUCGUGCGCCUCCAAAUAGCGCAACGGCGCAACUUUUUCGAGCGCGGCGUCAACACGGUCAGGUGGGCGAGGUUGCGACACUGCCAUGUUGCCAUCUUUGUUACACAUGGUCAUCUCCCUCCGUUUUCGUUGUCUCUUUCGCGCUCGUACGGACAUCUCGUCGGUGCGAUGGAUACGAUCAGACGAAUUCUCCGCGCACAAACGUCGCGCACCGAGCUGCGCCACCGACUGACUGGAAGGCAUAGUGUCGGUGCAAUAUGGUUGGGGAUACGUACAUUGGGCGGGUCGGGAGUCCGCACCUUAUGCGGAGCGCAAGCCCUGAGCUUCCUGGGCUACGCUCGGACCGACCCACAACCAGAUACAUCACAGAUUCAGGAAUUU